Cheilinus undulatus (humphead wrasse) is the source of this 2787-nucleotide messenger RNA. It is a transcript of the gene epm2a, whose product is annotated as EPM2A glucan phosphatase, laforin. The transcript is spliced from 4 exons. NCBI's taxonomy places the organism in Eukaryota, Metazoa, Chordata, Actinopteri, Labriformes, Labridae. Gene Ontology annotation, cellular component: cytoplasm; nucleus. Bases 82 to 1053 code for a protein of 323 amino acids. Gene Ontology annotation, biological process: protein dephosphorylation. The record is from RefSeq and is a predicted model, not a curated record. Gene Ontology annotation, molecular function: carbohydrate phosphatase activity; protein tyrosine/serine/threonine phosphatase activity; protein tyrosine phosphatase activity.
CAGACUGGGGGCACACUUUACCAAGGAAGAGUAGAAAUAUAGGCUUUAAUAACCUACCACGGUCAUUUAGGUGAUUAGGUGAUGGUCAUGGUGGUCACAAUGUUAUUCAGAUUCGGUGUCAUCCUCACCCCGGAGACCUCGGAUUUAGAGGUGUUUGUGUUGGGCUCGCGCGAGGAAAUGGGCAACUGGGACCCGAGCAGAGCUGUAAAGAUGAAAGCCUCACAGCAGCUCGUGUCAACCCGUGAACCGUGUCUGUGGAUCGGAGAGGUGCAGCUGGCAGAGCCGUACAGAGACACACUGUGGUUCAAGUUCGUCAGAAGAGCCAGAGGCGGCUCUUUUAUCUGGGAAGGCAGUGGUCCGAGCCAUGACAGAUGUUGUUGCUAUGAUGAGAGGAAUGUGGUGGAUGGAGUUUACUGCCACCCCAUUGGUCACUGGAUAGAGGAAACCGGACACACAGAUGAGAUGAAACACACCACCAACUUCUACUUCAGUGUGGCUGGUCAGAAGGCUAUGCAUUUCUCAAGGGUGCUGCCGCGUGUAUGGCUGGGCAGCUGCCCUCGACAGGUGGAACAUGUGACGAUAAAGAUGAAGUAUGAGUUGGGCAUCACUGCGGUGAUGAACUUUCAGACUGAGUGGGAUGUGGUCAACAACUCUAGUGGCUGCAGACGUGACCAUAAUGAAGCCAUGACCCCUGAGACCAUGAUGCAUCUUUACAGGGAUAACAGCUUGGUGUAUGUGUGGAUACCCACAGCAGACAUGAGCACUGAAGGCAGGAUCAGGAUGCUUCCCCAGGCUGUCUUCCUGCUUCACGGCCUCCUGGAGAAUGGUCACACUGUCUAUGUUCACUGUAACGCCGGAGUGGGCAGGUCAACAGCUGCUGUGUGCGGCCUGCUCAUGUACGUCCUGGGCUGGAGCCUGAGGAAGGUGCAGUACUUUGUCACAGCAAGGAGACCAGCUGUUUACAUCGACGAGGAGGCUCUAGUCCAGGCUCAGACAGACUUUUUACAGAAGUUUGGUCGGCUUCGAUCAUCCAUCUCUUACCCCGAGACAUGAGAGCUGAGUGUCUUUAAGUCCACGAAUUUAGAGCAGAAUUUAUUGCAAUGAUAAGCUGAACUGAACUUGACUUUUGGUAUCUAACAACAUACUGUACAGUCAGCAGCGAAGCUGCCUGAAGGUGAAAAAGCCUAUAGCAAGGAAAUUAACUUCCUUCCACUUAAAUCUAAUGUACGUAAAUGACCCACUUCAUCUGAGUGGCUUUCCAAUUCUAGUUGAUCCCCGAGUAUCUAGAGAGAGCUGUGCUGGCUGCCAGCGUAGAUGCUGCAAGCAAUUAAUCCCACGGUGACGUGUUAGCUUUUAACUUCAGGAAUUAGUCUCUGUGCCAUUUAGCACUUUCACUUGCAAAUUGUGCUCUUGGAAUCAGCCAGAGGGUUUUCAGAAGAUGUUUGCAGGUUUGAUUGGAAAGACCUUUUCUUGGAAGUCUUUUAGGUAACAGACACAACUGAGAUGACAUUUUCAGUAGGCAACUUGUUAAAUUCAACAUGCAACAGAAGCUCAAAGCAAAAAUCCAAAUCAUCCCAUAACUGAGUCUGCAUAUUUGUGUUAUUCUUUUCCUCAGAGAUAAAGUAAUCCUUUUCUUUUAUUUUCUUGGAAAAAGGUCUUAAUGCUGCAAGAAAACGGCCCUCUAAUGCAAAAGAAUAAAUCAAUUCCUUAAACAAAAAACAAUGAUUUUCAGCUGCCAGACAUCCAAGAUUAAAGCUCCACCUCUCCCCUCUCAGAGUGCCUGAUAACAUUUCAUUUUUGUUUAUUUAUCCGACAGAUGCCGUUCCAGACUAUCUCCCAAAUAAUGAAAACAACAUCCCAGCCAGACCAUAUUAAUGCAUACAUAAUAAGACAUUAUUGGAAUACUGUUUGUUGUAAAUUUUGAACUUUAUGUCUAGACUCCUGCUGAAGAUCCAUUGCCUUUUCAAAUACAGUGUUAUGCUGCCUGCUCCUGAUUUAAGUGAGUUAUUGCAUCAGAAAAGAGGAGAGGUUUUUUUUCAUACACCUUCUCAUUACUUUUAACAAACUCCCUUUGGAACACAGCACCUCAUGAGGGUGUCAGCAGUUCACCCAGUGGGUGGGUGGAUUGAACUUGCAAGUCACGAUGGAUUUCCAAAUUCUAUAAAAAAUAUUCUCCCAAACCAAAUAAGGGAAACAAGUUCUUCUAUUUAAAGUUUCAGUAUGUCUUCAUUUUGGUAUGCCAUUUUGACAGUCGUACCUCGUGUCUUUACUGAUUUUGUCCUGAAAAUGCACGGUUACGUUUUCAGAAAAAAAAAAAAAUCAAGUCCUGCAUCUUUAAACCUGUCAUUUGUUGGGAUUUACCUCAGUGUUCCUUUUUGGCGUCAUUAGCUGAAUAAGGAUCUUACUACCUGCACUCCAUUUGUUAUGGGUUACAAUAGUUCAGCUCAGGGCUGGUGCAUUUCUACCGAUAGGUCCUGUUUAGUUAAGUUUGGUUUAUACCCUAAAUUUGCUUGUGUGUCUACACUCAACCGUACUCUUACUUAUUUGUCAGGGUUGUAAGGAACACUGGUUCACUUCCUUGUGGUACAUUGUAUUUCCAUUUUUUGUUUUGUUUUACUUUAGAAAAUUCAACUGUAUUACUAAACAAAAUCUAGUUUUUAAAUUAAUGAAAUAACCCCAUUUUAAACAUUACAAACUAAUUAACAUUUCAUAAAUACAACAAAGAAAAAGGUCAGCAGCCUAAUCCAGGACUAGUAAUGUACACACUCGUUUAAGAAGUAGUUACAC